This is a messenger RNA of Mycena citricolor, 417 nucleotides long. The record is from the annotation of a GenBank genome assembly. Lineage: Eukaryota; Fungi; Basidiomycota; Agaricomycetes; Agaricales; Mycenaceae.
AUGCGCUGGACAGCACAUCUGAGGUCACUCGAACGAGCAGCACAGCAGAAAUCAAGCUUCGACGCAAACUCGAAAAUCGUCCGCUUUAGGAUCGGCGACCUGGUCCAGUGGUAUGAUUCGGAAGCAGACAACAACCGCCUGUCGGUGAACAAGCUGAAACCACGCUGGUCGGCCCCGGUGCAGAUAUAUGCGCAACACCUGAACUCUUUCUCUCUCUGCGACCUGGAGGGCAAACCGCUAGGGAAUCUCCAAUUUGUGCAUUCACGACGACUACGGCACUACAUCCCGCUACGCGAUUCGACCCUGGACCAGAAACACCCGCGAGAGGGGACAACAGCAGACCCCACGACUCAGGACCUGGAGAUUGCGGCAGCAGAAGAACGGAUGGCAGAGGAGGCAUGGAGGUCGACUCUCUAA